AUGGCCAGCGAACCCCUCAUCAAACACAUCUACACCGCGGACCCCUCCGCCCACGUCUUCAACAGCAAACUAUACAUCUACCCCUCGCACGACCGCGAGACAGACAUCCAGUUCAACGACAAUGGCGACCAGUACGACAUGAACGACUAUCACGUCUUCUCGAUGGAGACCGUCGGCGGCCCCGUCACCGACCACGGCGUCGUCCUCAAGGACUCCGAUAUCCCCUGGGUCUCCAAGCAGCUGUGGGCCCCCGACGCCGCAACCAAGAACGGCAAGUACUACCUGUACUUCCCUGCGCGCGACCGCGAGGGCAUCUUCCGCAUUGGCGUCGCGGUGGGCGACAAGCCCGAGGGCCCGUUCGCGCCGCAGCCGAAUCCCAUCCGCGGCAGCUACAGCAUUGACCCGGCGGCGUUUGUCGACGACGACGGGCAGGCGUAUCUGUACUUUGGCGGGAUCUGGGGCGGGCAGUUGCAGUGCUGGUGCCGCUCGGAGACGGGGGAAUGGGAGUUUGAUGCGUCGAAGACGGGCCCGCAGGAGCCCAGCGGGGAGGGGGUGAAGGCGCUGUAUCCGCGGGUGGCGCGGCUGAAGGAGGAUAUGCUUGAGUUUGAGGGGGAGAUUCAAGAGCUGGAGAUUGUGGAUGAGGAGGGGAGGCCGCUGGCGGCGGAUGACCAUGAGCGGCGGUUCUUCGAGGCGGCGUGGAUGCACAAGUAUAACGGCAAGUAUUACUUCUCGUGGUCGACGGGCGAUACGCAUUACCUGGUGUAUGCGACGGGGGAUAGUCCGCUGGGGCCGUUCACGUACCGCGGCCGGAUCCUGGAGCCGGUGCUUGGGUGGACGACGCAUCAUUCUAUUGCGGAGUUCCAGGGGAAGUGGUAUCUUUUCUAUCAUGACUGUUCGCUGUCCGGAGGGGUGGAUCAUUUGCGGAGUGUGAAGACGCGGGAGAUUGUUUAUGAUGCGGAGGGGAAUAUCAAGCUGGCUGAAUGA
Messenger RNA from Aspergillus viridinutans, 984 nucleotides. RefSeq names its product glycoside hydrolase family 43 protein. The coding region runs from base 1 to 984 and encodes 327 amino acids. The transcript has a single exon. Gene Ontology annotation, molecular function: hydrolase activity, hydrolyzing O-glycosyl compounds. The record is from RefSeq and is a predicted model, not a curated record. Gene Ontology annotation, biological process: carbohydrate metabolic process. Lineage: Eukaryota; Fungi; Ascomycota; Eurotiomycetes; Eurotiales; Aspergillaceae.